This is a messenger RNA of Tetrahymena thermophila SB210, 3426 nucleotides long. RefSeq names its product DNA-directed RNA polymerase. Gene Ontology annotation, molecular function: DNA-directed RNA polymerase activity; DNA binding; ribonucleoside binding. The record is from RefSeq and is a predicted model, not a curated record. Gene Ontology annotation, cellular component: RNA polymerase III complex. The transcript has 14 exons. NCBI's taxonomy places the organism in Eukaryota, Ciliophora, Oligohymenophorea, Hymenostomatida, Tetrahymenidae. Gene Ontology annotation, biological process: DNA-templated transcription.
AUGGCUUCAAAAACUGCUGAACCAUUACGCGAAAAAACAAGAAUUAUUGAUUCUUAUUUAGCACAUAAUGGAUUUGUUAGUCAUCACAUAUAAUCAUUUAAUUACUUUAUCAAUAUAAAAUUGCAAUAAAUUAUUACAUCAUCAAUGAAUAAGGAAUUGCGUUUAGAUACAGACAACUCUUUCUUACUAGAAUAUACCAAAAUUUAUAUUGAGCCUCCUGCUCAUGACAAUAAAACAAUGAUGCUUCCUUAAGAAGCUAGAUUGAGUAACUCUUCUUAUGCAGGGAAUAUUUAUGUUGAUUGUGAACUCACAUUUAAUGGAAAGAAAGAAGAUAGUUUGAGAAAGGUCAAUAUUGGAAAAAUGCCAAUUAUGCUUGGAUCUAGUCACUGCAAUUUAAUCAAAGCUUUGGAGUUAGGAUAAGUCCAUAAAUUAUAAGAAUGUGCUAAUGACCCAAGAGGGUAUUUCAUUAUCAAGGGAGUAGAAAAGGUUUUCCUCAUUUAAGAAUAAUUAGCUGAUAAUAGAAUUUUCAUUGAAGAAGACAAAAACAAAGAGUUAGUUGCUAACGUUAAAUCAAACACAGUUGAUACUAAAUCAAUCACUUCAUUAAUUAUCAAAAAUCAUAAAAUUUAUGUCAAAGUCAGUUCAUUCAGCAAGCCUAUUCCUUUGCUUAUAUUUUUUAAGGCAUACGGAGUAGAAUCAGAAUAGGAAAUAUUCUAGUUAAUAGGUACUGAAGAGCACUUGCUCAAUCGUCUAGCUCUAUGCUUAGAAGAUAUUGAAUAAUCUCAAGUUUACACAUAACAAUAAGCCUUAGAAUAUCUCUCUAAGCGUCUAAGACCUAAAACGUUCUAAGAUAAAAAAUAUUCCUCAAGAAAUCCAGUUGACGAAGCAAGAGAUAUAAUAACAAAUGUCGUUUUGUGUCACAUUCCUUGCAAGAAUUAUAACUAUUAUCCUCGUGCUAUUUUCUUGGGUUUGAUGGCAAGAAGAUUAAUUGAAGCCUUGGAUGACCCAAGCAAAAUUGAUAAGAGAGAUUACUAUGGUAACAAGAGAAUGAAAUGUGCUGGUUGGUACUUGGAAUUACUUUUUGAAGAUAAAUUUAAAUAAUUUAACAUGAUGGUUAGAAAAGAGCUCAGCAAAGAAAUAGAAAAGCACAAAAAUAAAUCUUACCCAAUUAAAAACAGAGUAGAAUCUAUUUUAGAGAAGAACCAUGAUAUUAUUACUUAAGGUUUGAAUAAUGCUAUUUCAACUGGUAAUUGGACAAUUAAGCGUUUUAGAAUGGACACUGUUGGUGUUACCCAAGUCUUAGCAAGAAUCUCAUAUAUAGCUGCUAUUGGUAUGAUGACUAGAAUGAACAGUCAAUUUAAAAAAUCAAGAAAGUUAACUGGUCCUAGAUCUUUGCUUGGUUCUCAUUGGGGUUUAGUUUGUCCUGCUGAUACUCCAGAUGGUGAAUCUUGUGGUUUAACAAAGAAUCUUUCUCUGAUGGCUCAUAUUACUAUUGAAGAAAAGAAAAAUGUACUUUCAACUAUUGCUUUGAAUUUAGGUAUGGAAGACAUUGGACAUUACAGCUCAGGAGAAAUCCAUGAAGAUAAAAAUUAUAUGGUUUUCUUAAAUGGUUAAAUUAUUGGUAUGCACAGAGAUCCUGAGGCUUUUGCUUAAAAAUUAAGAUUUAUGAGAAGAAGAGGUAAAAUUGGUACUACUAUUAGUAUAAGCACAAACUCUGAAAAGAGAGCAGUUUAUUUAGAUACAGAUGAUGGUAGACUUUGCAGAUUAUUAAUUGUAGUAGAGAAUGGAAAACCUUUGAUCACUAAUGACCAUUUAAACGACUUAAAGGAAAAAAGAAAGAGCUAUUUGGAUUUAAUUAGAAUGGGUUUAAUCGAAUAUAUUGAUGUUAAUGAAGAAGAUAAUUGUUAUAUUGCUAUUAAAUAGGAAGAUAUUCCAAAUCGUAGCAAGACUACUCAUAUGGAAAUAGAUCCAUUAACAUUAUUAGGUGUAGUUUCAGGAUUAGUUCCUUACCCACAUCAUAACCAAGCAAGUAGAAAUACUUUCUAAUGUGCUAUGGGUAAGCAGGCACUUGGUAUUAUUGGUAGUACUUCUAUGAAUAGAGUUGAUACAAUUCUUUACUAACUAAUUUAUCCUUAAACUCCUUUGCUUAAAACCAAAGUUAUUGAAUAUGCUGGUUACGAUAAAUUCCCAGCUGGUCACAAUGCAAGUAUUGCAGUUCUAAGUUAUUCUGGUUAUGAUAUAGAAGAUGCUACUGUACUAAAUAAAUCAUCUCUUGAUAGAGGAUUUGGUAGAACAAUGGUUUUUAAGAAGUAUGAAACUGAAAUUCAAAAGCUCAAAAUGUCUGGUUUAACUGAAUUACUAAGAGGUCCUCCAAAAGAAGCAGAAGGCUCAUAUAAAAAGAAAUAAAACAGAGUUUUAAAGAAGUUUGGUGCUUUGGAUGAUGAUGGUACUCCUAUAGUAGGUGCCUCUAUUAACAAUGGCGAUGUCUUAUUCAACAAGUAUACUCCUUUACUUACUCUCGAAUAGUAAAGAGGUCGUGAUAUUCUCAACAAUAACUCUGUCUCUGAAUAUAUUCAUAAUCCUACUACAUUCAAAGGUAAAAAAUUAGCUAGAAUCGAUAGAGUUAUUAGAAGUCAAUAAGAUGGAAACGUUAUCAUUAAAACUAUAGUUAGAGAAACCCGUAGACCAGAAUAUGGUGAUAAAUUUAGUUCAAGACAUGGUCAAAAAGGUAUUAUUGGUUUAAUAGUAAAUUAAGAAGAUAUGCCAUUCAGCGAGAAAGGUUGGGUCCCAGAUUUAAUUAUGAAUCCUCACGGUUACCCUUCUCGUAUGACAGUUGGCAAGCUCUUAGAAUUGCUUGGUUCAAAGGCAGCUGUUUUAUCUGGAUAGUUUAAGUACGGCACAGCAUUUGGAGGAGAUAAGAUGGCUGAUUUAUCUUCAAUUUUAGUAUAGAAUGGAUUUUCAUAUACAGGUAAAGAUGUUAUCAUAAGUGGUAUCACUGGUGAAUAUAUGUAGUGCUAUGUUUUCUGCGGUCCUGUAUUCUAUUAGAGAUUAAAACACAUGGUUGCUGAUAAAGUUCAUGCUCGUGCAAAAGGAAGAGUAACAACUCUUACAAGAUAACCUACUGAAGGUAGAGCAAAAGAUGGUGGUUUAAGAUUAGGAGAAAUGGAAAGAGAUAGUUUAUUAGCUUUUGCUUCAUCAAACUUGCUGAUAGAAAGAUUGAUGAUAAGUUCUGAUAAAUUUUCUGUAUAAGUUUGUGAGAAAUGUGGUUUCAUUCAGCAUACAAAUAGUUGCAAGAUGUGCUAAACUGAUUAGGUUAGCAAGGUAGUCAUGCCUUAUGCUUGCAAACUGCUUUUCUAAGAGCUUCUUUCAAUGAAUAUAAAACCAAAAUUGAAUCUUGUUGAUAUAAAUAAAAUUGAAAACUCUUGA